AUGGUUUCGAAGUUCUUUGGAUUCGGUAAGAGCAGCAAGAAAUCAUCUAGCGGGUCGGAACAAUCACACGCAGACAUUUCCACCCGUUCGUCUUCUUCUUCUUCUUCUUCUUCUUCUUCUUUGGCAGCUGAAGCUUUAGAUCAGAAUGAAGAUUUAGUGAGUCAGGUCACCACUAGUCUUCAAUCAUCAUCCAUCUUUUCGAAAGGUAGAAAUACAUUCCAUACAGGAGCAUCUUCCACCCUUACGGAUACAUCUUCAAGUUUUGAUAAAAAUCUAGGAUCUAAGCAUGGUGGAAUUAAGAAUAACGAUCAUUCGGUCAGCAACUCGACGGUGGGGAAGCCACUCAGAGUGCUAGAUUAUGAAAGGUUGACAUCUUUGAAUCCAGUCAUUGAAGAAGAAGACACUUCUCUGAUGGACUAUGGAGAUGACCAUUCAGGCAGUGGUUCGUUAUUGAAGCAUGGAAGCUUCGGUUCUUCACGAAAGUUGGAAAGAUACCCUACUACUUCGCUCGAAUCAUUAGAGACAGAACUAAAGCGCUUGAAUGAGAAUUUAGUGGCCCUAAUGGAUGAUAUUCAUCAGAACAUUACUAACGUCUCCAAAGCUGUUAUUCAAGCUAUUGAAUUUUUCAAGAAGUUUUUACCAGAGACUAAUAGGAUCACAUAUACUGUUACAAUGGCUAAUAGUGCCGCUCUACGAAGCAUUGCCAAGAUCGUGUCACAUUUUGUAGAUAAUUUAUUGAACGCGCCAGCUUUCCAAAAUUCCCGAUCAAUAUUAUUGAAGGCAUACCUAGCAUUCUUGCAAAAAUUGAAUAUAAAUGUCUUUGAAGAUUCGAUGGAUAAUUUACACGCAUUGCCAACAAUGAGAAAUUUCGCCAUUGACGAUAAAUGUGGGUUGCCAAACAUGGAUAAACUUUCUACUAUAGUGGAUGAGAUAGUACGAUGUGAGCCAUCGGGAAUUUCAGAUCAAGAUGGGGCAUUCAUCGCUCCAGUUUUAAGGGGCUUAAGCCGAAGAUCAGCAAUACUAACAGUAAUGUUUGGUCUACCAAAUCCACAACAAGAACAUCAUGAUAUGGUUAAAGCACUGUUUUCCACUUUCCCCGAUCUUCAUUUCUUCUGUGUUAAGGACUACAUCAAACCAUGUGCUGAAACGAUACCAAAACCUCCGACCCACAUUUCGAAACCAAUGGAAACGGCCAAGAUACCCAGUUUUGUUCCUCCGUUCAGAGUGCCCAUUGAUGCUUUAAGUCCGCCGAUAUCGAUUUCAAUUUCUACUGAAGAAACACAAAAGAUGACAGGAACGCUUGGUGGAUAUCUGUAUCCCAAAAUAUCGAAGACUGAUUCAAAGUUCGCACAGUUCAGUAAUGCUGCAUUUGCGGUAACAUGUGCGCAUGUGGUCUUAUCGGAAAAUCAGGAUUAUCCAUUCGUGUGCACACCGUCCACUCUACUACAAAACACCUACAAGAAAUCUCUCAGUGAGGAAAGAGAACAGUAUAGUAAGCAUUCUGUUGAAUAUGAUGGUUUCAACCAAGAGUUACAAAGGAUAGAGUCUAAUUUACAAUGGCAAUCUGAUCAUAAAUUUGGUCAGGUAGUUUGGGGCGAGAGGUCUGUUAUCGGUAAGUCAUUAUCUGAUUUUGCCAUAAUAAAGGUAAACUCCGAAUUCUCUUGCGAAAACUUCCUAGGUGAUGAUCUCAAUGGCUUGCCUGAUCCGGCUUUAAGGUUUAAGAAUUUGUACGUGACAGAGAAGGUAGAAAAUGUCAAGCCAGGUGCUAAUGUUUUCAAGAUCGGUGCCACAUCCAAAUAUACCACAGGGAAAAUAAAUGGUUUGAAACUAGUUUAUUGGGCAGAUAAUAGAAUUCAGAGUAACGAAUUUGUAGUCUCGUCGCCUCAACCGUUAUUUGCCAAUGCAGGGGACUCAGGAGCAUGGGUCUUGACUAAAUUAGAUGGGAAAUUGGGCCUUGGUGUAGCCGGAAUGUUGCAUUCAUACGAUGGUGAGUUAAAGCAAUUUGGUUUAUUUACACCAAUAUCUACCAUACUAGAACGUUUACAAACAGUUACUGGCGUGGAAUGGGAUAUUCACCCUUUCAAUCCAGUUGGUAACUGA
Kluyveromyces lactis is the source of this 2100-nucleotide messenger RNA. It is a transcript of the gene SSY5, whose product is annotated as Ssy5p. The transcript has a single exon. The record is from RefSeq and is a predicted model, not a curated record. Bases 1 to 2100 code for a protein of 699 amino acids. NCBI's taxonomy places the organism in Eukaryota, Fungi, Ascomycota, Saccharomycetes, Saccharomycetales, Saccharomycetaceae.